ACUUUCACCCGCGUCCUCGCGUCUGAUGCAGGGCCGCCCAGUCUUGCCUCCGCCCUUUCGCCCGGCCGCUGGAAGCGAGCGCCCAGGUCUCGGAGGAGGCGGCCGCCGAGGGGAGGAGCUAGCCGGACAGCCGGAGCGGGGAAGGAGGAGAGAGAGACAGGCCGGGACGGGAGGAGCGAAGCAGGCCCGGAGCUGAAGGGGAACGCUGAGGCUGCCAGGCCGGACUCGGCCACUGCUGCCGGGAUGGACCAGCAGCAGCCUGUUAGUCGGUACCAAGUGCUUCAUAAUGAAGAUGAUCCUCCAGAAUCAUCAGUUGAACAACCAUCCACCUCUACGGAACCUGUACCGGCUUUUCAAAUAGAGGCAUCUUUACCUGAAGUGGAUACUUCCCCUCCACCUUAUUGUAGCAUUGCUGCAGAAGCGGCCGCACCAACAGAAAUGGAAUCACCUAAUGAAUUUUACCCAGUGCCACCUCCAUACAGCGUAGCUACCUCUCUUCCCACUUACGAUGAGGCAGAGAAGGCCAAAGCUGCAGCAAUGGCAGCUGUUGCAGCAGAAGCAGCAGCCCACAGACACGGCCAAUUUAGGGAGUCUAGGAGUCUGUUUGAUGAAAUAUUCCUGAGUCCACCAGAGGAAGAAGAGUAUCCCCCAAGAGAUGACUUCAGUGACGCAGACCAGCUGCGUGUGGGGAACGAUGGCAUAUUUAUGUUGGCUUUUUUCAUGGCAUUCAUUUUCAACUGGAUUGGAUUUUGCUUAUCAUUCUGUAUAACUAACACCAUAGCAGGAAGAUAUGGAGCUAUCUGUGGGUUUGGAUUGUCUUUGAUCAAAUGGAUUCUUAUUGUCCGAUUCUCAGAUUACUUUACUGGCUAUUUCAAUGGACAGUACUGGCUUUGGUGGAUAUUUCUUGUACUUGGCCUCCUUCUAUUUUUCCGAGGUUUUGUUAAUUAUCUGAAAGUCAGAAAUAUGUCUGAGAGUAUGGCAGCUGCUCAUAGAACAAGAUUUUUCUUCUUGUAUUAGAGACUGCACCGACCAGACAUUCCUUUCUCUUACCAAUGUGAACUUCCAGCCAAUCUAUUACCUUCCAAGUGAAUAGGGGAAGAUGACUACUAUAUCUGAAGCAGGAUCCUUUUUGCCGCUUAGUGAAUGACAGAGUGGUUUAUGCUUAAGUGCCAGUUCUGUUCAUUCUAGUAAAUAUUUAUAUUAAGCAUUGCCUUUUGUCUUGCACAUAUAUACAUAUAUAUAUGUGUGCUAAUCAGCAAGAACUUUUAAAAGAAUAAAGUUCAUGCAUAUAGUCUGCUAAGCAGCUGAAUACAGUUAGACUUAACUAAAUUGUGUUUGACUCUGGAAUAUUUUUAAGGGGUAACCAUUUUUCACAGUAUUAUGUACUAUCCAUUUGUUGGUCUAUUGAUUUGUUGGAUGCAGACAACUUGUACCAAAUGGUAAAUUGCUUGGGACUCUGCUGGGAUAUAUAUUACAUUCAUCCAAUUAUGCACAUAGAACAUUUUUAUCAUACAAUUUGUUGCUCUAUAGAUACAUGUUGAAAAGCUUUCUAUUGAGGGCUGAACAAGGUUGUCCCUGUACACUUUUUUUGUGGUGGUUUAAUUGUGUAAAUCAGCCUCUUCAUAGAUUUUGGCAAUAUAAUAGGGUAAAGUAUAUCGGACUUUUAAAUCACUGCCAUUUUGAAAUUCAGGAGGAGCUAAUUCUCGAAGAAUGCAUUAAGCUACAGAUACUGUACAGCUUAAUAAAUACUGGUUUGAUUCUUAUGAGAAUACAGUUGCAGCUAUCCUGCUACCAUCUUACAUAAUGCUGGGAACCAGAGAACAAAUAGAAGUAAAAUCACAAGGGGGAGGCUGCAUCUGAUUCAGUUGUCAAUUUAAGGAGGAGUUCUAUUUUUUAGUUCUUCCCACAUUAUUUGUGCAUUUUUGCCUUGACAGAGAAACUUGGGCUUAAGCCCCAUUGGAAUAAUAGCUGUUCAGGUUACAGAUAUUUGGGGAAAAGAGAUAUGCAAAUUACAGCUCUUCUCAUAAAUUGAGCUGCUUAUGGGUAAUUCAGCUAGAUAAUUGAUUGAUAUAAGCCCCCACAAGAAAGCUUUAAGCAUACUUCUAUCAGGCCAAAAGAAUUAAUAUGUGGAUAUACUGAACAAGUAUAUAUUCUAAAUGCAUGACUGAAGGAUGAAUUUGGAUCCCAUUUCUGUGGAAAAAUCUAAAUUCAUUCUCUUGUUUAUCAUCUCGUUAGCUCUAGCAUAAAUGAUUCCUGCAUUUUUCUUGCUUAAUAUACCGUAUCUCUGCCUCACUCUUCCCCAUCCUGCUACAGCAGUGUUUCUCAACCAUAGCAACUUCAACAUACGUGAACUUCAACUCCCAGAAUUCCCCAGUCAACAUGCUGGCUGGGGAAUUCUGGGAGUUGGAAUCCACAUAUCUUAAAGUUGCCAAGGUUGAUAAACACUAGCCUACAUUUGCAAGGUACAACUGAAGAAUAGGAAUGUAUGUUCUCUAAGCAUUCCAGCCAGUCGUCUUUUGGCAAAGGGAAGAUACAGGGGAGACCUGCACCACUCCCAGUUGAAAGGACAAUGUAGUAUUUCAACAUGGAAUAUCAUUUUGCAUUGUUGUUAGGCUAUGUGAAGAUAUUUACAUAAUUAUUUAAAGAAUAGCCCAAGCAGCUUUAAAAAGUUCUGUUUUUCAUGCCAAUAAAGCUGAGCUUAGAUUCAUUCUCAGUAGGCUUUCUUUCUUUCUUUCUUUCUUUCUUUCUUUCUUUCUUUCUUUCUUUCUUUCUUUCUUUCUAUUGCAGAAAUGUAAGAAAUUUAGUACUUAUGAUAUUCACAUACAAUAAUAUUUCUUUUGAGUUAACAAAUAUGUCUAGGGCUUUAUGGGAAGGCAGUGGGAAUAAAUGUAUUUAUACCUUCCUUAAGCAUCUCUGGGACUUAGCACUCUGGUAUGGAGAGAGAUGAACUCUCAAAUGGUUGUAACAAGCCUCAUCUCGGUUUCCUGCCAAUCACUAAUCACUCAGUAUUUUUGGAGUGGGAAAUGCACCUUUAUUUCUUAAUUUGAGUUCUUGCACUCUUAACAUUUUCAUAUAACAUAAAGCGGAAAUGUGUGUUGUUUCCUUUAGUUCUAUAUCAACUUUUGUAUCCAUUGUAUGCAUAAGGUGGACAAUUUAUAUUCUUUAAUAUUUCAGCAUUAUUUAAAAAACGCUAGGAUUUGGAGAGCAAAUGCCCAUUCCUGCUUUGAAUGAAAACAAAAUUCUGUUAAGAGUUCCUGUGUAUUUUUCUCUGAAUUCUUCAGUAUUUGUUCUUCCUUCCCACUCCCUCCUCCACAUAAUUUGUUUUCUGAUUUUUUUUUUUUUUAAUUUUAUUUGGGUUUUGGAAUAAAGGCUUCUGGUUUUUACAUUAAAAAAAAACUUUUCUACACCUCUUUUGUAAACAAAAUGAUGAAUCAGCUGUACGCUUUCUCCUUCGGACUUUUUUUUGCAAUUUCAUAUGUACAAUUUUGUUUCGGUUUGAGGCAGUAUUGGAGCAAUGCAUUGGCAAAGAAUAUUUAAUCUUCUCUUACAUGCCGUCUUUUCAUAUUAAAUUAUACAGACCCCCUAGCUAGCAAAAGAUGCAGAUAUUACAUAAAAGGAGAAUGCAGUCAUUGCCUACUGUAUAUAUAUGGAGAUAAAUCAUUUUAUGAUAAACCUUUAGGGUUAUAUGUACAAUACUAGAAUAGGAACAAAAACAAACAUGACAGGAAUAUGAACAGUGAGAAGAAGCAAUUUUCUAUCACUACAGUUGUGUCCUCCUGUAGGCAAUUAAGAAUGCAAAAAUAUGUCCAUAUCUACUUUGCAUUCCUGAAACUGAAAUCACAUUUUUCUGUAAAAGAAUAGCUUCAGCUAUUUUUUUAAAGGCUAUGGAUCAUGCAAUAGUAUUGUUGGAGUUUUGAAUCCUCAGUCCAAGAGUGAAUUUAUUUUAAAGCAAAUAUAUUUAAUUUCUCAGAAAACAAAACAAAAAAAGUUCUACCAGGGCAGUAUGUUGUCUUUGCAAGAAACAAUAUAAACAUGCCGAUUGGUAGUGCUAUAAAUAAUAAUUUGCCACAAGAAUGCGUGAUUUAUGUCAAAUUUAUAAUGAUUGGAUAUUAUUUCCAACAAUUAUUUCUCUUAUGAAGACUAAUAAAAAGCAAUGGACUUGGUUUUAGGAUAUGUUAAGUAUAGAUUUAACAUGUUUAUUUAAACUACAUUUUAAAAACUGGAUUAAAUUUAAAACAGGCAUUUAAUAGAACAGCAUUACAGAAAUAUUUAAACCUGAUCUUUCUCUAGUUUUCAUGACUUCCAUCCAUUUCUACAAGUGGAUGGACCAAAAUGUCUUGAGAUGCUUUAUCAUAGCUACAGGCAGGGCCUUAAUGCAUAACCCUGAGUUCUUUAUCCAAAAUUCUCAUCUGUAUUAGAAAUCCAAAUAGCACACGUCCUUAACAGCCCAACCAUAAAAUUUUGCUUUGCAAAUUGAAGUUCAGUUUCAGCUCAAUCCAGACAAAUGUGAAAACCAAAUUCAUAGAUAACUUCACUUGUAAACAGUUGGGGGGGGGAAUUAGCAAGAUUGAGAUAAUAGACUACAAACUUUUGAUGACUUCUGGCUGUAUUGAAUCGGUCGAGCCAUGAUGCAAAAAGUUAUGUUUUUAUUAGAUAUUAUGCUAUUACAAUAAACAUUUAAUUCUGUCUUCA
Molecule: messenger RNA, 4692 nt
Organism: Candoia aspera
Lineage: Eukaryota; Metazoa; Chordata; Lepidosauria; Squamata; Candoiidae
Gene: NDFIP2
Product: Nedd4 family interacting protein 2
Exons: 9
Coding region: 244-1017 (257 amino acids)
Biological process (GO): ubiquitin-dependent protein catabolic process; positive regulation of protein ubiquitination; metal ion transport
Cellular component (GO): endoplasmic reticulum; Golgi apparatus; perinuclear region of cytoplasm
Molecular function (GO): WW domain binding
Source: RefSeq, a predicted model, not a curated record